Messenger RNA from Menidia menidia (Atlantic silverside), 6696 nucleotides. The record is from the annotation of a GenBank genome assembly. NCBI's taxonomy places the organism in Eukaryota, Metazoa, Chordata, Actinopteri, Atheriniformes, Atherinopsidae.
CUCUGUGGUGUUGUUGAUGGGGAACAGAGGUACCUGACGGGACUUCCUCUUUGAGAAUCCUAACAAGAGCUCAACCCACAGAUUAGUAAAAUGUCUGAUGAGACAGAACAGAGAAUGUGUGAUGAGGAUUUUGGAUCAGAUGAAGAAGGCGAGGAAGCAGACGUGGAGUCUUACCUGGAAGAAAACAGCAGUGAGCUCAUGGACAGACUGAGAGAACUGGAGGCAGAGAACUCUGCUCUGAUGCUGGCAAAUGAGAGUCAAAGAGAGGCUUAUGAGAGAUGCUUGGAUGAGGUGGCUAACCAUGUGGUCCAAGCUCUGCUAAAUCAGAAGGAUCUGAGAGAGGAAUGCAUCAAGCUAAAGAUGUUGGUGUUUGACCUGGAGAGACAGAACAGAGCUCUUUGUGAGCUUUUCCAGCAAAAGCUGCCAAACCAUCCCACUACUCAUUACCAGAUCCAGGCCGGACCCCUCCCAGACGACAGUGUACAGUUGAAUAAUGACUCGGCCAAACAAGUGGAGUCUGCACAGACUGAAGCACAAGCCACGGGAAAUGGCUACCGCACGCAACAUGCCUCCCCAGGCCCUCGCAGCCCUGCUGCAUCAAUGGAGGCCCUGUCUCCCUUUUUCAAAAAGAAAGCACACAUCUUGGAGGUCCUGCGAAAAUUGGAAGAGACUGACCCCUUGAAGUUCCAUCCGUCUACUACAAGCUUGUCUUUCUGCGACUACAGCCAGGUCCUAAUGUCAACAGAGGCUGUGUUGGCCACUGCUGACCCAGUCCAACCACAAUGUAAAUCCCACCACACGCACUGUCACUGCUCCUGUUCUAACAAUGACUCACAUCAGCAUGUAAAUGGUGAUGGGGCAGUGAAGUGUGAAGGAGGAAAUACCUGCUGUUUACACUGCAAAAGAAGCCCUGAAAGUCCUCUAAAGCCCUUUAACCACAUCUGUAGUCCUUCAAAAGUCAACUCUGUCACCCAAAGCCAUGUCUCUCCUAGAACUGCCAGCCAAUGCCACAGUAAGACCAAAACAGUAGAGUCUGUAACCCCAUCCAAACAAUGCACCAUGAAUGAAGAGUUCCCGCAACCACUGGGCACCACUGCCCACUUGCCAGUGACAGAUGUGAUUCACCAGAUGCUGGAGUUGGAGGCAUCGGAGCAGGAUAAGUCUGAUGUUUCAGAGGAUGCCAGUAAUGUCUGUGGAACUUCCCACCUGCCCAGUUAUGUGAAGGACAGCACACAUAUCCCCCACUGUAACAUGGACACAAGUGAAGGUGGUCACAAUGGCUUGGUUCUCUCCUCCAAUACCACAUUGAAUGACCCUUCAUCCAUUCCGGAGAAAGACACAGAGAGUGAAGUGCCCUCUGUUAGAGCCGGUGCAUCUGUCAGUCCAAGCCCAUCCUGCCUCAGUGAUGUCAAAUCCACAGCCAUACAGUCCCCGUCCAAAUUGCUUAAGCUCUUGAAGAUUCCGUCAGUAGGGGAGAGGUCUCAGCCCUCUACCUCAGCUGUUCGUCUUAGCCCACAGCUCACCCGCAACUCCAGGAUCCCCUGUCGUACUAAUAACUACGAAGUGUACCACUCUCCUGUUCCUACUCGCAGAGCUACCACCACAGAGAGAUGCAGACAGCCCCCUCCCCCACCAUCAAGGUCGGAGUCCUAUCCUGCCACACACUCAGCGCCAACAUCCCCUCCACAGUCUGAAGACAUUUGUUCCUCACAGUCUAAGGAAAUCAACUACAGUAGCCUCUCUGCAUCUAAAACUACUGCUAUAUCAAAUGUUGGAGCUACUUCUACCGUGUCCUUGUGCACACCUAUAAUUUCUCAAAGGGUUCCCCAUUAUGAAAAUGUAUGUGAUAUAUCUAACUCCAGAGAAGAGCAACCAAGUCAGGGUCUUGACAAAACAACUACACUUGCAUCUCAGGCAAAGGCAAACGGUGAAAGGAAGCUUGUUAAAUCCUUACCAGAAAGUGGGUUUAAUCCUCUUAAUCAGCAAAAGCAGUCUUCCUCAUCAACUUCAGAGUCCACCUCAGAUGAUGAAGAGGAUUCAGACAGUCCGGUGUGGGUUAAUCAACACAGCUUACCCAAUGCAUCUGUCCUCAGCAAAGCUCAGAGCGGAACAUGUACUUCACAAACCACAGAGAAUCCAGAGCCAGACUGUAGGGAAGUCAGAGUGUCGAACUCUGAAGUCACCGUACCUCCACCUCCAGUCCGGAGGAGUGACUCCUCAUCCAUCCCUAAGAGGCCUACAGCUGGGGCAUCAAGAUCUCAAGCUGACUCCAGCCACCAUGCUUUUAAAGACAGGCUUGCUGCACUGGGAAAGCUGCGGAGCUCUGAAGAUUUACAAGUUGGUCUGAGGCCCACUGAGCCAGUGAAUGACAGUGCCCAUGGAGAAGAUUGGAGCAAGACAGCAGAGAGGCCCAUGGACAUCCAUAAAGAGGAGCAGAGGCCUUCAAAAUACACCGACUCUUUGGAUGGUAAACCUAAAGGUAGCAGUGUUGGUAUGAAGUAUCCUGGAUCAUCUCAGCUGUAUGAGCAGGCAGGCAAAUCUCAGUCAUUGGGUCCAACUGUGGUUAAACAAGAAUUAUGUGUAACAAAACCAGAGGGCUCCAAAAGUAAAACGGGCCUACUCUCUCCCAACACAGAUGCUUCCCACGUGCUAAGAAACAACAUUAAGUGCCCAGGCUCUCUGAAUCUGUCUAAUAAUGUUAAAGGUGGCCUUGGACCUUACAGUAGCAGCAGCCCCAACAAAAUCCCCCCAAAGUCGCCAUCUAAACCUUGCCAAGGUCCUUCAAUCCACAGAGGGGCCAAGCCUUCAGAUGCACCACGUUAUUCAUCCAAAUCAGAGGAAAGAACCAAGAUCAGCGGGAAAGGGAAAAAAAAUCCAAUGUAUGGAGACAGCCUGCCACCUCCUCCACCGAGGCCUCCUACAUCUGAGGUGGAAAAGCCAUUACAGCCAGUCCCCAGUCCACAAUCUGCCAUUGAGCAGAAAGUAAUGAAGGGUAUUGAAGAGAACAUGCUAAAGCUUCAGGAGCAAGACAGAGGAGGCCAGGGAACUGAGAUCAAGCAGAAAGCCUCCAAUGGUAUUGCUAGCUGGUUCGGCCUGAAGAAGAGUAAACUGCCUGCACUGAGCCGCAAGACUGAUGCCAUCAAAGCAAAGGACGAGAAGAAGGAAUGGAAGAUAAACAUUCCAUCGGUAGGAAGGGACUCUGUAAAAAUGGCCUCCAGGUGUAAGGAGGGAGUGGAAGGUCUGAAUAUCUCAACGCUGAUGGAGAAGGCCGAGGGGCUGCGGAGAGCCCUGGAGGAGGAGCGGGCCUAUGUGGAGAGGUCAGGAAGGGGGCAUUCUUGUGAGGUGGUGAUGGACCAGACGCAAGGACAGUUGGCUGUUAUGUACAGAGGAGCGCGCUCCGACAGCUUCAUGCAACAGCUGCUAAACAGAGUGGAUGGAAAGGAGAUGAUCAGUUUGCCACAGCGUCGCCUCUCAUUUGACUGUAAGAUCUCCAAGCCAGUGUUCACACAGCAGAACAACAUCAGUCACACCACAAGCCAUGAAAAUAUGGAAAAGGGAUCAGAUAAAAUUGGAAAGAUCACAUCAGAUGAAAACCUUUCAGAUUCAGUUCACUUUGCAGGCUCUGGAGCUUCCACAUAUACUCUGGACAGUGGCAUCGGUACGUUCCCUCUCCCCGACGGCAGCAGCAGUGCAACAGGAAGAGGCCUGUCCAAAACAAGGCCAGGGUCUGAGCAUCACUCUUCUGAAUCCCCAGGAAGAGCCGGACGACGAGCUCGUACCUUGGACAGAGAACUGACGUCACAGGAUGAGUGUUUUGUACAACACAAACAGUUGAUCCCCACUAUACAAUAUGGCUCUAUCCUGGAGGGAAAAAGCUCCACCAGCAUCACCCACAAAGACAAAGAGGUCCAUGGAGCGAACAUGAUUUCUCCUAGAUCUAAGACUUGGACUUUCCCCAACUUGAAGACUCCUGCAGGACAAGCAGAGAUGUACCUAGCAGUGGAAGAGGAAGAGGAGGAGGAAGUAACGUUUGGGUCACCAUUCAGAGGGAACAUGAAGGCUGGUGGACCUUCUUCCAGCCGAGUCAUUGACCCGGGAAGCCUUCCCGUCCCAGCUCAGUCUGGGAUGAGCCGGAGGGGGAAAAUGCGCACUCCCAGCGUUCCUGAGAUGAGCCGGGAUACAGGCGUGGAGCUGCUCAGAGAACGACCAGAGGAAGCUCUCUCCCCGAGCCGCCCUCAGGUCCUCGAGACCCCAGAGUCGCUGAGUGAUUCGUUGUACGACAGUUUGUCAUCUUGCGGCAGCCAAGGAUGACGCCGCCCAGAAAGGGGAAGGACUGAGUGUACUUGAACUGACAACUUCUCCUUUGAAGAAAAGCAACGGCCCCCUGCUGAUGUUGGAAAAGAAUAAUCUGGUUUCAUUAGAUGUUACAACUGGAAUAGUGGAUCUCUUUUCCUCAGGAUUUCCAAUAAACGUGACACCAAAAGCCACCUAAAUAAUAUAGGUCGUUCUCUGUUUCAGUCCGUCUUAGCUGUGGUCACUUCUCUUCAAUUCAAGUAUACAUGACUAAAAAAGUGCAUGACCGAGAUAAUGUCCAGGACAAGAAUUUUCAGUUCCACUAGUUUUCUUUCGUCAUUCAGGUUGAAUUAUCUUUUGUUGUAUGCAUUACAGAAACAGUUAGUGCUUUAUUACAUACACUACUGUAUCAAUAACACCACUGGCAAAAAUGAUGGAAUUGCAUCUCUUGUGGGAUGCUCAGUUAAUUUUUCUUUCUUUCUUUCUUUUUAAAGAAUCAGCUAAUCACACAUAUGAAACUGAACUAUUUCAGAGGUGGACAUUCAAGCUUCACAAAGCAUGUUUAAAGGAAAAAACAGAUUCACCUUUUUCUUUUCAGAACAAAAAAAAACGAAUCACUCAUUCCUGAGGGAGCAACUAUGUAAUCCUAAACGUACACAUUUUUUGCAGUUCCUCUAGCUUCUGUGACAGCUUUAAUUGUUAGAGGCAGAACUUAAUGAAUGGGGAAAAAAAUAUUCAAAAAUUAGACGAUUAGAUCCCCCGCACACACACAUCAUUUUCUGUUUCAAUGUCCACUGAAACUUUUCAAGCAAGUUGCGAUCCAGAAUUUUUGCAGGCCAUUGAGUUGAUAUUUCUUUCCUGUGGAACAGUUUGAAUGCUCUUUACUCUGUGAUAAGAUGUUGAAAGAUCCUGAAAAAUGACUGCAAAACCAAAUAUACUUUUCACUAAAGUAAUGAAAAAAGUCUAAAAAAUGUCUUACUUUAGACUUUACUUUAGAUGUAAGAUCUCCAAUCAAUCCCAAAUGAUCAAUGAGCACAGAUUUUUUAAAUAUUUCUUUCAGGCAGCCGAUAUUAUUUAACUAGACCUGCACCAAACAACAAAAGUUCAAGAGAUUCAUAGCUUGACACAACUAGCUGUUCAUAACUGCUUCACCUAAAGUGGACUAAGAUGUGCGCUUUUUUUAUUUAGUCCAGGUGAAAACUCAAACGCCUUUUAUACUAUACCACUUUCACUCAUAUAUCAUAUUUUAGUCUAUGUAGUACUUUUUUUUCUUCACAGUCAUAAAUGUUUUGGCAUGUAGCCCAGCGAUCUAAUUGGCAGACAACUGCUUCCACCACUGCCCACUGUAGCUGUUUUCUUCUGUUUUGGUGUUAAUGAUGAUUCAUGCUUGGUUCUCCUUUUUAGAUCCACUUAUUAAGGAAGGUCUCUGAUCAGUUAUUUGUUUUUUCUUUUACUGUACAUUUAGCUGUUUUCAGACACAUUGUUUUUCAUUUUCUGUCCUGAAGCUUGAUGUCUUCCUUGGUCUACUUGUCUACAUUCAUUUUACAUCUCACUUAGUCUUUUUCAGACAAAGCAGUUGAAGCAGCCAAUAUCUUUCGCCACUCUUAGCGCUGACUUACCCGUUUCAAGGAAGUUUAUUAUCCUUUUGAUUAGCUCCUUUUGAUCAAAACUCUGUUUUUGGCACAAUGUUUCAUGCCAAGCAGACAAAUCAACCAUUUCAUUUAAUUGCAGCCUAAUUUGCAUUUAAAGAUAUAAAAGGUAUUACUUAAAAAAAAUACAGAGUAAGUCCAUUUUGUUUCUUGAAUUGUCUUUUUUUUCUUCAACUUGAUCUGAAAUUGUAAUUUAAUUAUUUUAUUUUUUUUAAAACCCAGACUGUUCAGCAGUUGAAUGAAAUUGUUUACUUAUAACUGUUUUAUUUAUUUAUUGUUUUUUGUUCUUUAAUUCCUGAAUGUUGGCAGGGGAUGUGCAACCAUUCAGUUAAUCAAAACAUUUCAACAUAUUCUUUCAAGGUAGUGGAAUGGGAGGUGGGUGACAUGAAACACCUACUUGAAAAAAAUAAGUUACAAUGUUAUGUAAAUGUAAAAAUAAUUUUCUUUCCCAUGUUGAUGUUUUUCAGUCAGAAUGUUUGUCUCUAAAUCAUAUUGCAUUUUAAGGUAAUAUAUACCAGCAAUAAUAACUUAGAUAAAAGAAAUCGCUACAUUAUUUCAUGGAUAUUUGUAUUAUUUAUUUAUUUUUCAAAUGUACAUCAUUUGCAUUUUUUUUAAUCUGUGAAAAAUGCAGUCUUCUUGCAUAGUAUUAUGUUCAUAUCUUGGUUCAACAUUUUUGCCACUCGUUAACUAGCGUUUAGAGGUCAUACAUGCCUACUGCUGUUUUUAAACUUUUUGAUUAAAAUGUUUUCAUUUA